Messenger RNA from Dendrobium catenatum, 906 nucleotides. RefSeq names its product UPF0548 protein At2g17695. The record is from RefSeq and is a predicted model, not a curated record. NCBI's taxonomy places the organism in Eukaryota, Viridiplantae, Streptophyta, Magnoliopsida, Asparagales, Orchidaceae. Bases 88 to 732 code for a protein of 214 amino acids. The transcript is spliced from 3 exons.
GAGGUCCGGCUUACCCAUUGGUCCACAAAAAAGAAAAAAAAAAUCUGCCGGUUCCACAGCGGCAUUCCAUCGAACAGGUGAUAGGCGAUGGCGGGAAAGAUCUUCCUGAGCUGGAGCCGUCCGACUCAUGAGCAGCAACAAGGUUGCAUCACCAGCGCCGGAGAAUUCAAUUACGACUCCACCCUCCACGGCGCCACCGCCCUCUCCGCCGACGACAAAAGCCUUCAAAACAUACUCACAAAAAAUGGCUUCUUCAUCAACCGAUCUCGUGUACUCCUCGGUACUGGCCCCAUCACCUACGCCCUAGCCAAGUCUGCCAUCCUCUCCUGGAGACAUUUUGGGCUGAGAUGGACAUUCGUGGAUCCACAAACCCCAGUGGAGAAAGGGAGAAGAUUCUGCGUUUGCGUGAACGAGCUUCUUCCGUGGGUAAUGAUGCCUCUCCAAAUCGCCUACGUCGCCAACGCGUCGGUGCAGCCUCGCCCGGUCGCUGGAAUAAAGGCUUCCUUCGGAUUCGGAAGCGGUACUCUUCAAGGCCAUCUCCUUGCCGGAGAAGAGAGGUUUUCGGUUCAGUGGGAUGAGAACGAUCGGGUCUGGUACGAAAUCUUCUCCUUUUCAAAGCCUGCGCACAUUCUCUCCGCCAUCGGCUAUCCGUAUGUUCGACUUAGGCAGAAAUGUUUUGCUCGGCAGUCUACAGAAGCAAUGGUGAAGCAUGUCACUGCCCAGCAAUCCUAAAUUGUAGACAUGUAAGAUCGCUCAAAUGUUUCAGAAAGGGAAGGUGACAUCUAAUCGAAUAAAAAAAAAAAAAUCUUAUUUUUUUCGACGUCUCUGUUCCUUUGAAAGUUCGUAGUUUGAAGGGCUCAUCAAUCAGUUCUUUUGCAGAAAUCAAAUUUUUUUUUAUUUUUUGGA